AGUCGAAUUCCAGUUAGUUGCUUUUGAUAUCUAUGAAUACCACGACAAACGUAAUUGAAAAAGUAUUUAAUAUACAUAGAACUAUAUUCCACAGCUUGAAUAUUCAAAAUCCGGUUCGAUAAUGCCGGCACCUUCUAAAGGUCGGUUCAGUGGAAGCCACAAACGGGCUACUGGGUCUUCGGUUCGUGGCACAUUAAAGGAUGAUACUUCUUCGGAUCAUCGAAUUUCAAUAAGAGGUAAAAGAGAAAGAGACACAUUCUUGCCCGAAUCGAUGUCGGAACCGGAUCCUGAACAGAAGGUGCUAAGGGCUAAGGCGUCGGUUAGGAACAAUGUGAGUGAGCCUUGGGAGAAGCGAAGGUGUCCUCCGAAGAAGCAGCACCGACAAACCAAACGGGAGAUUGAAAUUGCCAAAUUUAAGAACAUUGACUUUUCACAUCGUGACUCGGAUCCCCAGCUGACCGUUCAGACUCUAGAGUUUCCGGACGCAAACAUUAAACGCACUGAGAUUGAGACUCGUGAUGAAUGUGGUAAUCGGGAGUUUAAGCCCAAGAAAGGGGCCAAUGAUUUUCUUAGCUCCAGUGAGUCACGUUUUCGUGAUGCCGUUUUCACGGUGAAUAUGCAAGCGCGCAGUUGCACCUCUUCCAGCAUUCCAGGAAGGCCAGCUACCUCCGGAAGGAAUACACGGCGCUCCGUUGUGUGUGCCCAGGGAGCUCCGGACUCAAAAGAAAUGAUCGACGAUUAUCAUGUGCCAUCGGUGCGUCCGAAAGGCUUCAAGGGCGAUCAAUGGAAGCAACCCUGCGAGGCUAGCUAUGAGCCUGGAGCGCCUCGGCCACAUAUCGGACGUUGUCCGAAGAACUAUCAGCAGCUGUCAAAGUUGUCGCCGGUCCGUCAAAAGUUCUUUUUGACGCAGGAUCCACGCCGGACCCACUGUCUGGUUAAUCCCAGUGCGCUGCGGCAUAAGAAACUCACCCAGGAUCAGCAAUUUAAGCUCAUAAGCAAGAUGGUCAAGCAUGGAGACAAUGUGUGCGCCAGCACCGGAUCAGAGUCAUCGGAUACUCAUAUUUGUGAGGUGAUUGACUUGGAAAAUCCCGUCAAUUUGGACUUUCAGGGCAUGGACUAUAAGAACACGUACGAGAAGGACGAGCAGGAGCAGCAGAAUCAACAGACAUACUGGCGUGUCGUACGCUAUAUGACGCGACGUCGCACAAAGAAGAUGACUGAAACGAAAGUGGAGGCAGAGCUGCAAGCGGAACGCUUGGAAAUACCAGCCGUCUUUAAUACCAAGAUUAAGGAUGAGCCCGUGGCUGAAGACCCUCCUGCGAAGCCUUUCAAGCUAGCUGAACUUUUUCGAUCACCGGACAAGCCGGCCAACAAAGCCAAUCUCACUGAGGAGCAAAGGAGACGUGAGGCACGCUACAAGGACAUUUAUCUGCGCAAUAAACAGCGAAAGGCGCAAAAAGAGCAAGAGCGUAAUCAACAAGAGGCAGCUGCCAAAGAGAUUGAGGCACGCACCGUCGCCGAAAAGGAUCUGCUUGAGGAUGUGGCCAAUAUCGAUGAUGAUAUCGAGCGCAGUUUCCGAAAGUUCGAGUAUAUUCCGCCAGUGAUCAGAAAACGAAAAUUCUUCCCGAAAACCUUGACGGAGACGGAACGCCUGAAGGGCAUCAUGCACAAGGAGAACUGUGUGCGUCGAGAUCAGGCCAGGGUAACGCAAGAGUUCUUCUUAGAGCGGACGGGAAAACAAAAGAAGUAUCCCUAUGCGGCACAACAGUUGCGCUGCGAGGAGAGCAUUGAGGGAAGCGUCGGUUCCACGCCAAGUGAACAGAGCAGCGAUGAUGAGGACUAUCUGAAGGUGGGGAAAAUCGGUGAUCACUUUCAGCUGCGCGGUUUCCACUUCAAGCAUGGCGACGGACUGCGUGGUAAGUUGCAUCGUCACCAGAUCAUGGAGGGUCAACGCACUGUUAAGGGUUGCCUCACCCGCGAUGAGUGGCUUAAUGAAUUGGCACCCCGCAAAGAGCCAAUUAAGCUGGACGUAGAGAGGGGUAUAAUCAAAGUACUAGACCCCGAUGAUCCCAAAUUGGAUCUAUUCCCACCGCAGGGGAUGCUGUUGCAUCGGCACGAGCAGAAGAGCGCAAUUAAGGAGUUCAUUGAUAAGCGUUUGGGCCUCCAUUAUCAUCGUGUCCUACGCAAGAAUCUAAAACUGGUCAAGCCAAAGCUCAAGUAUCAUGUCCAAAAGUUUAAUCUCAUUCGAUAUGUGUUUCCCGAAAAGAUCAUUGUGCCGGAUGCACCAGAUCUCCUGGAAGGCGACAUGGUGGACGCCAACAAAGCCGACACCACCGUGGAGUACAUCGCCCUAAAGAACCGAGUGGCAAAGGCCAAGCAUCUCAAACAGAAGCUGGCAAGGAUGAAUCUUCUGGGCUUGACUUGUGUGGAGGCCAAACAACUACGCGAGCAAUCCCCUUGCGAUGCUAAGGAAGAGGAGUACGAUCUGGACUGGGUACCACCUCAGGAGGCAGUCACUGUUCCCGCAAGUAGUGAGUCGGAUAAGCCGCGCAUUUCCGAUUACCGCAUAAAUGCAGGCGCCGAUGCUGGAGUCCCAGAUAUUCCUAUCGAUCAGCGUGGUAAUAUGCCAGCACCCAUGUUCCGAGAGAAGACGCUCCACAUUCAUCCAAGACGACAACGCGACUAUGCCGCGGAGCGUGUGCCCUCGGCCCAGUUUAAUGAUGCAAUCCUCCACUCCGGUAUGCCAAUGCUGGAGAAGAUCAUGCCGGACACGAUCAAGUUUGCUAAUGUGCGUACCCCAAAGCGUCCUUAUACGGAAGCACUUGAGGCGCGACAUCAUCAUGAUCAUUGGGAUCCAACGCAAGUGAAGCACGUCCAUGUGCAUUAUCAGACCAAGACGGUCUAUCCGGAGAUCACAGUGCAGGAGCAGCCCGAGAAGGUGCCAAUUGUAAAUUUUAUCAAAGCCAAUCCUCCGUGUAAGAAAUACAUGGACACGGACCUAACCAUGCCGCACUAUGAUUUCGAGAAAAUGAUUUCCGAUCACUUGGCAGCCACUCGAGUUGAUAGCAAGGAUGGAGCCAGAGAGGUGGUGCAGGAUCUCUGCCAACCUUAUGACUUUAUCUUUCAUUCCCGAAAACCCGAAGAGCUAACCACGCUGGACUUUCCAGGACGUCGUCAGUAUCUUGAGUUCUUGCGGGAGACUCGUGAGGCUAUCUACGAGACCAAGGACAUUGAACCGGGUGAGGAGCGUCUUCUGGUAGAUCGUAAGGCGAUUGUCGCUGAACUGGAGGAGGAUCUCAAAAGCAUUGAGCAAUGCCUGACCUCACUUAGCAGUUCCGAAUGCACGAAUCUUUCCAAGGACAGCGGCAGCUUUUUAUUGCUGGAGGACGACACAAAGAUACCCUUGGAUUAUAUACGAAAACCUCUAGUUCCUUUUGAGGAGAUGCGUCGAUCGCGUUUCCAGGCCGAAGUAAUUGAUGUGGAUGCCGAGGAGGAGAAUCCAUAUCGCACAUUGCCCUUCUCUGGUCAGCACAAAGAGCAGGCCGUCAUGUUGGGUCCCAAGGAUUCGUUCUUUACCUUCAGCUCUCGUCUUCGCAACGGUUUACGCCUUAGACUGGAAGUUCCUGUGCCAGAUGUGCGGAAUACCCUACUAGGACCUGGACCAAACAAAUACUAUGGUUCAGUUAUAACUGACCUCGAUGAGAACUACAUCGAUGAGCUGAAAAAUCGUGCUAUAGUCAAACCAUUUAACUUCAAGACUGGAAUUGAGCUCCUAAAAGUUGCGAUGCGUCUGAAAUAUGAGUCGCUUUUGAUUCAAGGAAAGAUGGUUCGCACCAAAAUCUAUGAUACGCUUAACGAACGCCACUGGCAGGAUAUGAAGAACACACAGAUCCUCUACGAGGGACUCUUUGCCAAGUGGGAGAAAAAGGAGUACAAUGCGGCGAUGACUCAGGUGUAUCAGGUGAAGACCUACUACGAGAUAACCGAUAAAUUGAAGCAGGAAUACCGCGAAUUGGAAAGGGAGCUGACGAUGCUCAACAUGGACAUUGUGUUUAUCGAGGGUCAUUGGAUUCGCUGUGUUAUGUUGCAGAACUUUCAUUAUUUGCUUGGUGAGGAGGAAUGGCGAUCGGAGCACGAUUGGAUUCAUUUGGUGCCAGUAAAGAAACGGGGCAUACAUUCCGAUGGUGACGGUUUCGAACAGAAGACCGGUGAUCUUGAGGAUGAAGAGGAUGUGGAGUAUGAGCUGGAACCCUAUGACCAGUCCAUUGCCAAGCGUACUAUAGUGAACAUACGCGUCCGGGACAAGGAUGACGCGUGGGCAAUACGCGAUUUUUACUAUGAUGUCUAUAUGCGGAAUCUUCACCCGGUAUUGCAGGUGUUUCCCAAUGCCGAGAAUUUCCUGCAGGGCAUUGAAAAUCUGAAGAACAAGACUUUUAUGCUACUGCUGGAAAUGCAUUACACUCUCUCCAUUCAUACCGAGCUACAGGGUAAACUGGAGAUAUUUGUGGAUUGGUGCAACAAGGAUUUGAAGGAGAAGCAGGAAUAUGUGGCGCGCAAGUCAGCCAAGAAAUAUUUUAUGGAGGACCGUGCCAUCGAGAUGGAGGCUCGUGUGAAGCAAAGUCUUGAUAAGCCCAUUGAGGAAUCCUUUGCCGACGAAGAGUUUAACAAACAUCGAGCAGUUCUCGCCGAGGUCUGGCGUCGUCUGGUCCCCUCCACGGUGCGAGGAUCAAGUGAUGUCAUCCCCAAUGCCUCGGACAUGGUCGCCGCCAUUAGCAAUGUGAUAUUGGAAAUACUGGGUAAAUUUGAGCACAUGGAUAUUGAUAAGGUGCGCGAACUGGAAAUGACAUUCCGUAAGCGACGUCGCUACUUCGAGAAGCUCUCGGCCCAGGCCUAUCAAAUUGAGAGACGCAUCGAUAUGGAAAUGAAGAAAGUACGACGCAAUCUGGAGCCGCCCUAUAAGAAACCCAAACGUGUUGGGCCCCUCCAGCGCCUUUUCCUCAAGAAGCGUGUUAAGAAGAUUGUCCCACAACCCGUUGUCAUCUCGGAAAAUACGAGAAACUUUGUGCGCGCCUUCGCUGAGGAUGGUGUCGUCAGCGAGGGAUUUAGCCAAGAGUCUGUAAUGGUCCUCGAUAAUAUUCAGGAACAGAUUGUGCCCUUCUAUUUCGAUCACUUCCUGAAAAUCAAUGGGUAUACCCCCAACUAUAAUUUCAAGACAAAUAUUGAGAUACGCGAUGGUCCUGAGAUCAAUCGCUUUCAUAUUCGUGAGGUUAUUCCGGAUGUUAUCCAAAAGGUAGAGCACUGGGAGAUUACGCAUAAGAAGAUAAUGGAGGAGAACAUUCAACGCAAUCCAAAGAUGUACGAGAAUGUUAACUAAUUGACGAUCGAUCAUUUCAAGCCGUAUUACAACAAAUUUAUCAGAUUUCAAAGUUUAAAAGUUAUAAAUUAAAUUGCAGGUGUUUUCGCUCAAAAUGAA
Messenger RNA from Drosophila innubila, 5473 nucleotides. RefSeq lists its product as uncharacterized. Lineage: Eukaryota; Metazoa; Arthropoda; Insecta; Diptera; Drosophilidae. The record is from RefSeq and is a predicted model, not a curated record. The coding region runs from base 122 to 5374 and encodes 1750 amino acids. The transcript has a single exon.